Messenger RNA from Gambusia affinis (western mosquitofish), 3445 nucleotides. It is a transcript of the gene adgrg4a, whose product is annotated as adhesion G protein-coupled receptor G4a. Gene Ontology annotation, cellular component: membrane. The coding region runs from base 1 to 2805 and encodes 934 amino acids. Gene Ontology annotation, biological process: adenylate cyclase-activating G protein-coupled receptor signaling pathway; cell surface receptor signaling pathway. Gene Ontology annotation, molecular function: G protein-coupled receptor activity. The transcript is spliced from 25 exons. NCBI's taxonomy places the organism in Eukaryota, Metazoa, Chordata, Actinopteri, Cyprinodontiformes, Poeciliidae. The record is from RefSeq and is a predicted model, not a curated record.
AUGACUCUUACUGUUGUUCACUACCCAACAUGCCAAGUGCACCUUGACGAGGAUUUGGCAAAAACGUCUAACAGAGUCUGUAAGAAAUGUUUCGGCUGUGAGGUGUAUGUGAGCGUGGAUCCUGCUGCGAACGUAAAAACAGUUCAGACGGACAUUUCUGCCUUACUGAGUACGAACUUCUCUUUCAACUUCCUCAUCAUAGAAGCUGUCCAUGACAGCAUCACCGUACUUCCUGCUGUGAUUUCCCCUCAUGUCACAGGACCACCACCAACUAGUACGCCUUCUUUAACCACCUCAGAAAAAGGUUUAACGGAGACCACAUCGCCUAAGCCUGCUAAGUUUUCAACGACAGAACCUGUAGAUCGCACUGUAACAGUUGUCAUGCCAGAUCAGUUUUUUCGAGUUAAUUUGAACUUACUCAUAAGAGGAAUCCUGUCAAAGCCUACAGACUUCAUUGAGGAAUGGCUGCAAAAAAACCUUGAGACCAAUAACAGUAUGACUGUGGUGAAUCUUGUCAUAAAAGACGGUUAUGACAGGAGCAUGGGAGAGUACACCGGCUUACUGGCUCCCUUCAGCAAACAGAAUCCAUACAACUGCAUCUUCCAUGUUCAAGAGUAUCACAAGAACGAUGUGGAUAAAGUUGAGCAAUCAAUUCAUUUUGCCUUGACAUCAGAAUAUAAAAACAUCUCUUUUGCAAUUCAGACAACAAAUAUAUCAAUCAAACACAUAGAGCCAAAAAGCUGUUUAGAAGAAGAAACCUCAUUAUUGUAUGGGCAAUACAUUUGGCCAGAAACAUUUCCACAAGUCACUGCAGAGAGGGGAUGCAGGAAACCAGUAUCAAAUCUAGCCUACAGACUUUGUAAACUAGACAUUGAAACUGAUACGACCAGCUGGGAUGAUCCUAAUAUGACAAACUGUGACAAGUUUGCAACAAUACCAGACAUCAGCAACAUUACAGUCACACCUGAUAAUGCAGCAGAGGUUGUGGACAUAAUUCAGGACCUCGUAGAUGUUCAGCUCAGUAUUAACUCCAAGCUGUCUUCCUCUGAGCUGGUAUUGGUGAUGGAGAAGCUAAGUGAAGUGGUUCAUGUUAGCAUCAUCGAACUUAAAGUUGGCGUUGACAUUGUCAACAUCGUGGCCAACAUCCUGCUUUCUGAAACUGACGUCACACCAGUCGCUGACAUUGUCCUUGAUCUUAUGGACCAGAUGGGGAACAGUAUGGAAUUUCAAGGGGAAUCUACAAAUAUCAAAUCUCCUGUGUUUGCCCUUUCCAUGAUUAAUGUCGAUCCAGAUGAGUUCAGUGGCCUCACCUUUGGUGUGUCUCUGUCAUCUACAAUGAACCCUGAGAUAUUUGUUAACCAGAGCUUUGUCAGCAAACCACUUGCAGAAACAACUGCGACUAUUGCCUUGCCCGCUGAGAUCAACAACUUUUUCCCACCUGGAGUCAGAAACACGACACGAGUGCAAUUUCAUUUUUAUGGAACACCCGACCUUUUUCAGGACCCUUACUUGAUCAAUGAAACUGAUGGGAAUUGGACGUUAAACUCCUUUGUAGUUUCUGCCUGCGUUAAUAACAGCCAAGUUAUCAGCCUGAAGGAACGAGUGGUGGUGACCUUCAAGCAUGAAGAAAACAGACGGUCAAAGUGUGUAUUCUGGGAUUUCCAAAAGUACAGUGGCCUUGGUGGUUGGAGCAGCAGCGGCUGUGAAACCCGGAACAUUUCCCCUCAUCAGACCAGCUGUCUGUGUGAUCACCUCACACAUUUCGGUGUCCUGCUGGAUGUGAGCCGAGACCCACUGGACCCCAAAGAUGUCCGGAUUCUCACAGUGAUCUCUUACCUGGGUUGUGGUGUUUCCUCCAUCUUUCUAGGAAUCACUUUGCUCACCUACCUUAUUUUUGAGAAGUUGCGUCAGGACUAUCCAUCUAAAAUACUUAUCAACUUGUCCGCUGCACUGCUGGGUUUGACCAUGCUCUUUCUUAUCGACUCGUGGCUCUCAUCCUUCUCCAACUACGCAUUGUGCAUCACGACAGCUGCUUUCCUCCACUAUUUCCUCUUGGCUUCCUGCACCUGGAUGGGCUUGGAGGCCUUUCACAUGUACUUCGCACUGGUGAAGGUUUUCAACACCUAUGUGCCCGCCUAUUUACUGAAAUUCUGCACUGUUGGAUGGGGUGUUCCUUUGGUGAUAGUCAGCCUUGUGCUCGCCAUAGAUAAAGAUGCUUAUGGAAGCUCUGUACCUGAACAAGCAGGAGUGGCGCUUGAGUCCACUGAACAAUUCUGUUGGAUUCAGAACAACAUUUUCUACUACAUCACAGUGGUGGGAUUUAUUCUCAUCAUCUUCUUGGGCAACAUUGGCGUGUUCAUCAUGGUUCUGAUCCAGAUCAAACUAAUGAGGGCCAACAAACCGCUAGCCAAGAGCCGCAGCGCGCUGCAGGACUUCAGAGCAGUCGCCGGCCUCACUGUCCUGCUGGGCCUCACUUGGUCGUUGGGCUUCUUUUCAUUCGAAGCAGGACGAGGCGUCCUGAUCUACCUAUUUGCAAUUUGCAACUCUUUUCAAGGAUUUUUUGUUUUUGUGUUCCACUGUUUGAUGAAGGAAAAUGUGAGGAAACAGUGGAAAGCUUAUUUGUGCUGUGGACGUUUCAGGGUUAAUGAAACCUCAGACUGGAGCCGCUCUGUAACAAUGGACGUUCGUAACAAAAAGGCCAAUCUUGUCAAAUCUGGCUCAGUUCACUCUGACAACACCUCCUCCACCAAGUCACUGACUCCUCCAUGUAAUCUCCAAAACACUCACACCGCUAGGUGGCAGUAGUGAGCUUCUGAAUCAGGAAGACAAGAUUCAUCAAUCAUCACAAAUUUGGGUACAAAUAACUUUUUAUAAUGAGCAGGGAGAAAUCACAAAAAGCAUAUUUCUUAAGAGUUACUCUGGAUUUUUUUUACUAUUAUGAACAUUUCACCUUAAAGUAUUGUCACAUAUGAGAAGUAUACACUGAAAUGAACUAGGUUUAAUUAAUUUAUUUCAUGGAAACUGAAGAUUUUUUAGGUUAGGUUGGCAAUAGUAGAGGUAUAAAAUCUGCAGUGCACUUUGAAGGAUUUCAAAACAAGACAGAGAAACAUUUUUAUAUAUUGUUACGUCUAUCAGCGUUGUUAAAUAUUUUAAAGAAAAUGCUGCUCAUUCGUUCUAUAUUUCUGUAUGUUUCCACUAAAGACAAUUCUGUAAACUGUGCUUGAUUUUAAUUUUUAAAUAAACCAUUUAUUUUGUUUUAUUUUAUUUACUGAGAACUAAAAAGCUUGUUAGAAUCAGAGAUCUUUUUUAUCUGUGUUUUUGAUUUUUGAUAGCAAGAUACAUUUGGGUAAUUUAAUGUGAAUGCAUAAUUUAACUGAAGCAAGAUUAUUUUUGUAAGAUGUAUCCUGUGUAAUUUAUUGCUGAAAUAAAAAUGCAAUCAUGAUCA